AUGGGCAAGCACUACUGCGACUACUGCGAUGUCUUUCUAACGCAUGACUCAGUCUCGGUGCGAAAGGCUCACAACAGCGGACGCAAUCAUCUCCAGAAUGUUCGCGAAUACUACCAGACGCUCGAACCGGAGCAGAUUCAGCAAGUGCUCGACACGCUGGCACACGAAUACGACCGACGUGGUAUCGAGAAGCCAAGAGAUCUUCUUCAACCUGCUGGCUCGUCCUUCAUGACCUUUGGAGCUGGACCGUUGAGCGGCGCUUCAGAUCGAGCAUUCCGACCACAAGGUCCGCCAAGAACAUCGAUGGGUGGAGGCGGCGGCAGUGGAGGUCCAGGCGCAGGCCCUGAUCGAGGCGGUGGCUAUCGCGGUGGAUCCAACAGCUACGGUCGAUAUGAUGGCUCGACCAGGGAUCAAGGACCGCCUCCGAAUUACAACCGUCCACCGCCUCAAGGCGGACCUUACUCUCGACCGCCUCCCAACAUGAUGGGUAGCGGGCCACCUGCAGGCAGCAACGGCUCAUAUCCCCCGAGAGGUCCACCACCUGGCUACGGAGGACCACCGCCAUCAAGCUAUCCAUCCGGGCCACCACCCAACAUGCGCGGGCCGCCGCCAUCUCUUGCUCCCAACGGCUCGUAUCCUGCGCAGUCUCGAUCGGGCUAUGGACCGCGUUGA
Messenger RNA from Kalmanozyma brasiliensis GHG001, 672 nucleotides. Its product is annotated as Zinc finger, U1-C type. Gene Ontology annotation, molecular function: zinc ion binding; pre-mRNA 5'-splice site binding. The coding region runs from base 1 to 672 and encodes 223 amino acids. The record is from RefSeq and is a predicted model, not a curated record. Lineage: Eukaryota; Fungi; Basidiomycota; Ustilaginomycetes; Ustilaginales. Gene Ontology annotation, biological process: mRNA 5'-splice site recognition; spliceosomal snRNP assembly; mRNA splicing, via spliceosome. Gene Ontology annotation, cellular component: U1 snRNP; nucleus. The transcript has 2 exons.